Messenger RNA from Scophthalmus maximus (turbot), 4693 nucleotides. It is a transcript of the gene vps50, whose product is annotated as VPS50 EARP/GARPII complex subunit. The coding region runs from base 134 to 3115 and encodes 993 amino acids. The transcript has 29 exons. Gene Ontology annotation, cellular component: EARP complex. The record is from RefSeq and is a predicted model, not a curated record. Gene Ontology annotation, molecular function: SNARE binding. Gene Ontology annotation, biological process: endocytic recycling; retrograde transport, endosome to Golgi. NCBI's taxonomy places the organism in Eukaryota, Metazoa, Chordata, Actinopteri, Pleuronectiformes, Scophthalmidae.
GCCGUGACAGUCACGUGACAGUCGACUAUGGCUCCGCUCUCGUAGUGAUGGAGGCGCAUCGCUAGCAACAAAACAAAACAAAACAGAGACUUUUGUUCGUUCACUCGUCCACGGACUCAAGUUUGGAUUUACGAUGCAGAAGAUCAAGUCUCUCAUGGCCCGGCAGGGCCUGAAGAGCCCCCAGGAGAGCAUGGCAGACCUCAGUCCGGUGGAGAACCUCAGGAUCCCCAGCAAGGAGGAGUUGCGGGAGAUGAGGGAACAGUCCAUCGACCCCCAGGCGGAGCAGGAGAUCAUCAACAGCAUCGAGGAGGUCUACUUCUCCAACGACUCCUUCGACAUGGUGCAGCACGAACUGGAGAAACUCCCACCUGAGCUGAACCUGCAGGAGCUGGAGGAGUAUCGAGACAAACUGAAGAGACAACAGGCAGCAGUUUCUAAAAAGGUCGCAGAUCUCAUUCUGGAGAAACAGCCUGCUUAUGUCAAGGAACUGGAGCGAGUGACCGCUCUACAGACCAACCUGCAGCUGGCAGCUGUCAUUUGCACUAAUGCAAGAAGACAACUGAGCGUGGCAAAGGAGGGAUUCACGGAGGCCAGCCUGGGUCUACUGGCCAAUCAGAGGAGAAGACAACUGCUGACAGGCUUGCUGAAGUCACUGAGAACCAUCAAGACACUGCAAAGAACAGAUGUACGACUCAGCGAGAUGCUUGAGGAGGAAGACUACCCAGGUGCAAUCCAGUUGUGUCUGGAAUGUCAGAAAGCUGCCAGCACCUUUAAACACUACAGCUGCAUCAGUGAAUUGAAUUCCAAACUGCAAGACACCCUGGAACAGAUAGAGGAGCAGCUUGAUGUCGCCCUGUCGAAGACCUGUAAAAACUUUGAUGUUUCGCACUACACCAAGGUCCAGCUGGCUUACACGCUCCUGGGCAAGACGCAGACCGCCAUGGACCAACUGCACAUGCACUUCACCCAGGCCAUCCACAACACCGUGUUCCAAGUGGUGCUGGGAUACGUGGAGCUGUGUGCCGGCAACGCUGACACCAAGUUCCAGAAGAUGCAAUACAAGGACUUGUGCACGCAUAUCACCCUGGACAGCUACAUCCCCUGCCUGACCGAUCUGUGCAAGGCAUUGUGGGAGGUGAUGCUGAGCUACCACUGCACCAUGCAGUGGCACGAGGAGCACGACAAGCAGGAGUCUGCACCCACUCCAGAUGAUGCAGCGGCAGCAAAGUCUGAUGAGUUGGUCGUGGACCGCAGCUAUGUGAAGAAGAAACUGGAGCAUGGACUGACACGGAUCUGGCAGGAUGUCCAGUUGAAAGUGAAGGCCUACAUCCUGGGGACAGACAUGUCUAACUUCAAAUAUGAUGAUUUCAUAGUGGUACUCGAUAUCAUCAGCAGGCUGAUGCAGGUGGGCGAGGAGUUCUGCGGCAGCAAGUCUGAGGUCCUGCAGGAGUCCAUCAAACGCCAGAGUGUCAACUACUUCAAAAACUAUCACAGGGCACGACUGGAAGAACUAAGGAUGUUUCUGGAAAAUGAGACGUGGGAACUUUGUCCUGUCAAGUCCAACUUCAACAUCGCCCAGCUCCAUGAGUUUAAGUUCAUGGGCCAGUGUCGCUCUCCGUCCGUUUCCCCGAGCAGACAGGCCACGUCCGCGACCACUCCGUCACAGGAGGAGCUGUCUCUGUUCCAGCAGUUCCUUCUGGAGGGAAACCCUUUUGAGAUGCACAUCGAGCAAAAAGAGGAAGAGACUGAGGAUGUGCUGGCAUCGAACGGAUAUGAGUCAGACGAGCUGGAGAAGAGCGCGUAUCAGGAUUACGACAGCGACAGCGAUGUCCCCGAGGAGCUCAAGCAGGACUACGUGGACGAGCAGACGGGUGACGCCCCCCUCAAGAGUGUGUCCCGAGAGACCAUGAGAAGCAAGAAGAAGUCUGACUACAACCUAAGUAAAACCAAUGCACCAAUCCUCACCAACACCACCCUCAACGUCAUCCGGCUUGUUGGAAAGUACAUGCAGAUGAUGAACAUUCUGAAGCCAAUCGCCUUCGACGUCAUCCACUGUGUGUCACAGCUCUUCGACUACUACCUGUAUGCUGUGUACACCUUCUUUGGACGCAAUGACAUGCCCGUGCCAAGCCCUUCUUUGCCAACUCGUGGUGGCAGAGACGUGGGCCCUGCCAGGGUGGUGGGCCCUGCUUGCUUGUAUGAGUCAUCGGGCCUGGGCCUUAUCAGCAGCAGACUGAGAACCACACUGAACCGGAUCCAGGAGAGCCUCAUUGACAUGGAGGCGUUUGGGGAGAGUGCAGGAGUCCACGGCCAGGCAGAGGACAGGAAGGAGAAGGUUCCUAGCCCACAUCUCAGCCAACUGGUGGUCCUCACAAACAGUGGUACUCUCUAUGGGCUAGCACAGAGGGUGGUGGCUACUGAGUCUCUUGUGUUUCUGGCUGAGCAGUUUGAGUCCCUUCAGUCCCACCUGGACACAAUGAUGCCUGCAGCCAAGAAGCCUUUCCUGCAGCAGUUUUAUUCCCAGACGGUUUCUACAGCCAGUGAACUGCGGAAACCAAUAUACUGGAUUGUGGCAGCCAAGGCCAUCGACUACGAACAAAUGCUCCUCCUGAUGGCCGGAGUUAAAUGGGACAUUAGGGAGAUAAUGUCACAGCACAAUGUAUAUGUGGACGUCCUGUUAAAGGAGUUUGAGCAGUUUAACAAGCGGCUGGGUGAUGUUUCCAGACAUGUGCGCAUCCCACUGCCUGUGUCCAACGUCCUGUGGGAGCACUGCAUCCGUCUGGCCAACAGGACUCUUGUUGAGGGAUAUGCUAAUGUGAAGAAAUGCAGCAACGAGGGCCGCGCCCUGAUGCAGCUGGACUUCCAGCAGUUCCUCAUGAAGCUGGAGAAGCUGACGGACCUGCGACCCAUCCCCGACAAAGAGUUUGUGGAGACCUACAUCAAGGCUUAUUACCUGACGGAGAACGACAUGGAGCAGUUCAUCAAGAACCACAGGGAGUACUCCAUGAAGCAGCUAGCCAACCUGGUGAAUGUUUGCCUGGGCUCGCACAUAAACAAGAAAGCUCGCCAGAAACUCCUGGCAGCCAUCGAUGACAUUGACAGACCCAAGAGAUAAGACCGAUGCGCGGACGUGGAAACGCAUCGACCGACCCACGGAGACGGACGGAGCAGCAGAGGAACUCCCUCGGUGGAGCCCGGCGUCGGGUGUCUUCAGUUUUUGUUUCGGGCAUAUGCCAAUGUUGACGUGUCUUCAACGGCCACUACAGCGCAUACAUGUACAGUAGUGGAGCUACUGUAUACUAUAGCUCAAAUGUUAGCCAGGCGCUAGCUCUCUGUUAACCUGCAGUCUUUAUGUUAUCAAGAAGAGACACAGUGACGGACAUUAUUACUAACACUCACACUCACGCAUGCUUUUCAGUCCCUCUGCUCACGGACGUGCCGUCACAGAUGCACUCACCAUCUCAUUUAACACACGUGCUGCUAAUGAAUGUCUAGAGCGAGCGGUCUGCGAAUAUUGCCGUGACCGUGAAGGAACAGAUCUUGAGUUUCGUUCUGCAGGAUCUAACUGUGCAGAUGUGAACAUGUGGCCGUUUAUGGCGUCCCGUCUUUUUUUCACCAAAUGGGCUCCUUUGCUGACACAACUCCUGCGCCGAGAUGAAAAGAAAACAAUCGGGGGAGUAUUCAUGAGUCGCCUGAAUUCGAUUGUCACGUGACGUUGUUGAUCUUUGUGGUAGAUAUUGCCGGAGGGAGAACGGUCAUACAGCUCUGCGAUCUGAAUGUGUUCUCUGUAGGAGAUACAGUAAAGUAAAUCUGGGUUAUUGUUCACUUAAAUCAUUCAAGCUACUCCGGCCCGUGUGUCUGCUGUAUAUUCCACGGCAUCAUCGUCUGUUUCUCCAAUUUUUUAUUUUUUUCUCUCUAUGAAUUACGUAAAAUCUAAUAUAAUGAUGAUUCUGAAAAUAAUAUAAAUUGUUGUAGUUGGCCUUAACAUACUUUAUAGAUUAUAUCUGCACCAGCUGCGUUUGUUUGUUUGUUUGUUUGUUUGUUUGUUUGUUUCUGAGGACGAACUGAUUUUAUCGUCCCGGGGUGAGUUCAUGAACGUCUUUGUGAAGGUGCUUAUCUUGGACUCGAGUCUCCGGCCUUCGUGCUGAACAGUAAAAUGUUGGCUUGUGUUUUUAUCCAUGUUGUCGGGUUGUGCAGUCAAAACACUGAUAAUGAGUUGGUGGUUGAAUGGUGAUAAAACUACCAGAGCAGCUUUCCCUCCAGGCUGUAACGCUGCCCCCAGCAGUCCUCUCCAUUAGUUUGACCUGACCACGCCUGCCACGGGGGCAGAUCUAGAUUCAUGUCAAAUCGUUAAAAAAAAAAAAAAAAAAAAAAUGAAGUUACCGUUUGUGAUGCACCUUCAUGUAUACUUUGUGUACAACUAUUCCAAGACAAAAUACUGUAGAUGUCAAUGUUUUUGAACAGUGUAUUUAUUUCCUGCUUUGUGUCUUUGGUUAUGAUUUUAUAUGAUCAGUUCUGGGAGUCGCUCAUCACCUCUCGGUAUCUCGUAACUUAUAGAAUGAAGCAACAAGCAAAUAUCUAAACGUCGUCAGUUACAUCAAGGGUCGAGUGCACUAUAGGGGAAAUCAGUAAUCAGUGUCGGAAUCGUAGGUUAAGCCGAGAUGAUUCCAACGUAAUAAACACGCUAACAACA